GCAGCGGGGCAGCGGACGCCGCCGCCGGCAGGAUGGUCCUGGACAGCGUGGCCCGCAUCGUGAAGGUGCAGCUGCCCGCCUACCUCAAGCAGCUCCCGGUCCCCGAGAGCAUUACCGGCUUCGCCCGCCUCACAGUUUCAGAAUGGCUCCGCUUGCUGCCCUUCCUUGGUGUACUUGCACUUCUUGGCUACCUUGCAGUCCGUCCAUUCUUCCCGAAGAAGAAACAACAGAAGGAUAGCUUGAUUAAUCUUAAAAUACAAAAAGAGAAUCCCAAAGUGGUGAACGAAAUAAACAUUGAAGAUCUGUGUCUUACUAAAGCAGCUUAUUGUAGGUGUUGGCGUUCCAAGACGUUUCCUGCCUGUGAUGGGUCCCAUAAUAAGCACAAUGAAUUAACAGGCGAUAACGUGGGUCCACUCAUACUGAAGAAGAAAGAAGUGUAACAGUAGCCACUAAGAUUAAAACUCUUACAGUAACAUUUCCUCGUUUGUUGUGCAUAGGAAAACCUUUGGGAAUUUUAACUAUCAGUACUGGUUGAAUAAUUAUUUCUGCCAGUUAUUUUCUUGCUACACUACUGCUUAUAUUUGGUACUUUAUGUAUCUAGGCAUUUAUAUAGAAAUCAAAUUGUCAAGUAUUAUUCUGAAAUCAACAAUUAAUGUGUCUUUCAACAAUAAAGUCAACACUUCAGAUUUUAAUUAACUGGGAAUUUAAAGUUUGGCCAUGGGCCAAAAGUUAUUUUUUGCAUAUCAGUAUUUCAAAAGAAUGUAUAUUUUUUAAAAAGUUCUCCCUUGUAUUUUCAUAUUGUUUUGCUCAUUUGAAGUAGUUUGCCAUUCUUUGGCCUUUUGUGGAACUCUUAUGUUUUUAGAUGAAUUAUGAAAUAUAUUGCCAUCAAGAAUUAUUUUGAGGCAAUAAAACUCCUUGUUUUAUAGAGAUUUUGUCUCAUUACCAUGAUUAUCUCAAUUUCUAAAAAGUAAAUCAGAUAUAAAAAGUUCCAAUGACAAAAUUAUUUGCAUCAUAAAAAAUUGCCUCACCUUACCAAAGGCUUGUUCUUGCUCUGUGUGUGUGCGUGCGUUGUUUAACUUGGUGACAGCUAGGUGGCAAGAGCACUUAAUGCUAAGUUACACUUAUGAGCUACAGUUUGAAGGUCAACUCAAUAU
This is a messenger RNA of Acomys russatus (golden spiny mouse), 1154 nucleotides long. RefSeq names its product CDGSH iron sulfur domain 2 (gene Cisd2). The coding region runs from base 33 to 440 and encodes 135 amino acids. The transcript has 3 exons. The record is from RefSeq and is a predicted model, not a curated record. Gene Ontology annotation, molecular function: 2 iron, 2 sulfur cluster binding. NCBI's taxonomy places the organism in Eukaryota, Metazoa, Chordata, Mammalia, Rodentia, Muridae. Gene Ontology annotation, biological process: regulation of autophagy; autophagy of mitochondrion. Gene Ontology annotation, cellular component: mitochondrial outer membrane; intracellular membrane-bounded organelle.